Molecule: messenger RNA, 747 nt
Organism: Gymnodraco acuticeps
Lineage: Eukaryota; Metazoa; Chordata; Actinopteri; Perciformes; Bathydraconidae
Exons: 3
Coding region: 1-747 (248 amino acids)
Source: RefSeq, a predicted model, not a curated record
AUGACGGAUAGCAUGAAAGAGGAGCUGAGGAAGGCACCUUUUGUUGCGGUCAUGUUGGAUGAAACGACAGACAUUAGCAACGUGGCGCAGAUGUCAUAUGGAGCUUCCAAGAUAAGAGAGUGUAAGGUCUUCUUCUCCCACCUCUCUGGCUUGGCCACCUUUUUCAGCCGCUCAGCAAAGCGCACCAAGCUACUGGAUUUUAUUUGCCAGCAUAGGCUUCCACGGGCAGCUCCUACUCGCUGGUGCUUUCAUUCUCGCUUGGUGUGCACAGUGGCAGAGAAGACCAGGGAAUUGAGAGAGGUGUUCGAGCACAUCGUAGACCAUCACACAGAGUUUGAUGACGAAACUGUUCAUUGCUCUGAUGGAUACAUCACCCUCCUUACCAGCUUCGAUUUCAGCUUUUGGUUGAAAACCUUCCACGCUAUCUUCUCCUACUCGGAUGUUGUUUUUGAAAUACUUCAGAACAAAGGUUUUGAUAUGCAGUUCUGCCUGGCCAGAGUGGAUCAGCUACAGCGACAAAUUGAACAGGAGAAGGGGAACUUUGACAGCGUCUACGAUGAAACCCAGGCUUUGGUUGGUCCUCCGCGCGGCCGUGGAGCUCAAGGAGACGUUCGUGCACGGUACAGGGAGCUCCACUGCAGCGUAAUUGACAGCCUGCUAACCCAGAUUUCCAACCGCUUCAGUGACCACAAAAAGCUGGAAUUCCUGGCCCUUCUGGACCCGCAACAGUUUCGGGCAUUACUGUAA